Gavialis gangeticus (Gharial) is the source of this 4112-nucleotide messenger RNA. RefSeq names its product chemerin chemokine-like receptor 1 (gene CMKLR1). Gene Ontology annotation, cellular component: plasma membrane. The coding region runs from base 260 to 1330 and encodes 356 amino acids. The record is from RefSeq and is a predicted model, not a curated record. The transcript has 3 exons. NCBI's taxonomy places the organism in Eukaryota, Metazoa, Chordata, Crocodylia, Gavialidae. Gene Ontology annotation, biological process: complement receptor mediated signaling pathway; positive regulation of macrophage chemotaxis; positive regulation of cytosolic calcium ion concentration. Gene Ontology annotation, molecular function: G protein-coupled receptor activity; complement receptor activity.
AGCCUGCGUGUAAUCCAGUGCAUUACCUGUUCUCAGCUUUCACAUAUUUGCUUGCAAGCUGCCUGUUGCAUUUUGCAGAAGAGCCACUGAGCAGCAGGAAGAGAAAAGGCAAAAGCAAAUAACAGCUGGUUUUAAGAGAAGAGAGGACUUCCACUGAACCGAACGGAAACAGGCGUUUCCAGCUGCUCGGGGAGUGGAUGAAGCCCCUGCUACAGGCACAUUAAGACCGGAGCUGAAAAAAUACUGGAGUGAAAAGAUAAUGGAGGUCUACAACUACUCCGAAGAUGACUAUGACUAUGGAAAUAUUUCGGAUAUCGACUACAGCUCGUAUAGCUCAGAGCCUAGCUCAUCACACGACACAGAGGAAAUUAGGAUCCUUUCGGUUGUAAUCUAUACUGUCACCUGCCUGCUGGGGAUCGUGGGGAAUGGUCUGGUCAUUGCAAUCAUAAUUUUCAAGAUGAAGAAGUCUGUCAAUGCCAUUUGGUUUCUCAACCUGGCAGCUGCUGACUUUCUCUUCAGCGUCUUCCUGCCCUUAAAUAUUGCCUACACAGCUAUGAAGUACAACUGGAUAUUUGGCACAGCCAUGUGCAAGCUGAACUCCUACCUCUUGAACCUCAACAUGUACACCAGCGUGUUUUUGCUAACCACGAUCAGCAUCGACCGCUACCUGUUAGUGUUUUUCCCCAUCUGGUCCCAAAACCAUCGAACCCCCAAGCUGGCAUGUCUGGUUUGCUUCAUCAUGUGGACAAUCGGCUUCAUGAUGAGUUCCCCAUCCCUGAUUUUCCGGGACACUGAGCAUGUCGGCCAAAAUGUGGUUUGUUUUAGCAACUUCUCUUUGUCCAGUAAUAAGUCUUAUUACUCUCUGGGUGUGAUGAGGCACAAGAUGGUGACUGUCACUAAGUUUCUGACAGGGUUCGUCAUUCCCAUCACCAUCAUCACACUCUGUUAUAUCCGCAUUGUCUGCAAGCUGAAAAACAGCCGCCUCACCAAAUCCAAAAAGCCCUUCAAGAUCAUUGUCACCAUCAUUGUGACUUUCUUCCUCUGCUGGAGCCCCUACCAUAUCCUGCACUUCCUGGAAAUGCAGCCCCACAAAAUCUCCUUCUCAGUAUUAGAAGUUGGCAUACCCAUCACCACGGCACUUGCUACUUUCAACAGUUGCAUGAAUCCUGUCCUUUAUGUCUUCAUGGGCCAGGACUUUAAAAAAUUCAAGAUAAGUGUCUUCUCCAGACUGGUGAAUGCCCUAAGUGAAGACACUGCUCACUCCAGUCUUGUACACAGGAGCUUCUCUAAGACGGUGUCGAUGACCGAGAAGGAAACUAUACUGCUCUAAUCCCUACCUCAGACGCUUUUGGCACCCAAAACACAGACUCUUUUCAGUAUUUCCUAUGGGGAAGAGGCAACUGCACUGAGAUCUAGGAGUGUGUCCUGAGCUCUGGUUUCAGAAGAUGUUUCAGGGGACCUUAAGAAAGCGCCUGUAUUUUCUUGAUGUAAUCUGUAUAUUAACCCAAUUUUGUGGCCUUACUGCAUCUGAUAAAGUAACAUCAAUUUUCAGCAGAGAUCCUCUAGUUUGGAGAGCCAGCAAAUCAGUGCUCUUGGUCAUGAAACACUGGGCAAACCACUGGGUAUUUUAUAUGCAGACUCAGUGCUUACGAUGGAAGGUCUUCAUGUGCCUUUUCCUCCUCCUUCCACACUUUCUUUCUCACGCCUCCCAAACUGCUUGAGAGAAGGAGAUCGUUGCUUUAAGUCAGACCGAGUCCAAACCUCAGAUAAGGAUUUGGCAUCUGGACCUUUGUGGUCAAGACGCCUUUCCACCUUGCAUAUCGCUGACUGCUGGACUAGCUCAUUCAGUCAGUCUCUUACUGGACAGAGAGAAGUUGCCAAAUCAAAGCCAUAAAAACGGUCCAUCCUUGCACUUCACUCUGUGCUCCUGGUGAUUGUACACAUGCACACACAGUUGUGUAUAUGUAUAAAUCUCCCUUUGUGCCAACAACUGCGCAGUUUAUAAAUCGCAACCCCAGUUGAGACAAUACCAUCUUAAAUGACUAGAUGACCAGGUCAUGCCGAAGUUUAUGGAGUCCAAGCAAACCACAGAGACUCAUGACCAAGAGAGAGAAACGUGCAGAGCAGAGAAGCCGGGAUUGCUUCUUAAAAUAUGUGUUGGGGAGAAGACCGUGACUUUUAAUGCUUUACUUUGAGAGCAUCUUUUGAAUGCCAACACACCCGGUGGGCUGAAAGGCUGAUUAUCCUAUAAUUGUAAUACAUACUACUUAUCCUGGGGGGGGAAAUCAUGUUAGACAUUGUAUAUAGUGAUGCAUAUAGCUACUUAACCAGUCUCUUGAAGGCACAUAAUAUAUUGGUAGCAGCACAACAGGGUUUUUGGUUGCCUGCAAACACUCCCUACUUCCCGAGUAUACCCAAAAUCAGAGCAGAUAAAGAAAAAAGAGCAAAAGCUGGACAGCCACAGCAUCCGUUCUUAUGACACCCUGCAUGUGUUUCAGGUACACGGCAGCCUGAUUUCUCCUCCAAUGGAAGCCAGCACAGCACAUGGCAACCCUAGUCAGGAAUAAAGUAUCUAAUUAAAAUGAGCCCAAAUGAAAAUCCCAUUAGGGGAGACACUACAUGGUCAUGUUAGAAACGGCAUAUGGUUUUAUUGAAAUGCCUCUAAAAGCCUAAAACAUUUAAUGCCGAAUUAAUCCCCUUCCUGCAGUCUUUUGAAUUCGCUAUUAAUUCUGAGGAACAGAAAACAAAAUCUCCCGAAGGUGCCUGGGCCAUUGUACAAUGCGAAACAAAUUUGCCUCUUGACCCCUGUAGCAAUUGGCUUAAGCUAAGAGGCAAGGGAUUCGUUUUCAAAGGGGGGGUGGACAGCCCUGAUCAGAAGGGUUUAGCUGCAAUGGGUGAGACUCUCAGAUCGAGCGAUGGAAGCGGGGAGACAGAAAUAUGCGCCGGAUUCCAGAUGUCCUCGCAUUUUUUAAAUGGAAAUGAUAGCUUAUUGGCACCAGCAGGCAGCAUAAAGGCUCUUAGAAAGGGGAAAUCUCUUGACCGGACAAAUCAGCUGCCUAAGAGCUGUGUCCUUGAUGUGUUUUAAUCUAUAAAUAGGAUGAGCAGGAAGAGCUGCGUCUCAGAAGUUUUAAAGGUGCAAACAAAGAUCUUCCUGUCCUCAUAAGACAGGAGGUUCAGGAAGGACAGACCCGUUGGGUGGCAGUCUGCUGCGGGCCAACAUGCAGCCCGUGCAAAUGGAGGCUGGAAGGGCCAUUGGGAGCUGAGAGCUGCUUUCUUCCACCCCUUCCACACCCAUUACUCUUCCCUUCCUCCUCAGACAAGUCUAUUGGGAUGGGAUGGGGCACGGCUGACGUGAUGCUACCUGAGAGUGAUGUCUCACCGAGGACUCCCUCCCAGGCCUUUUGGACCAAGCAUCCAGAACGGGCCCAGUCAUCGUGUCGGCAUAUGAGGCUGGCUUUGCUAAACCACAGAGCAGCGGUGGCUGAGCAGGGGUGCCGAACCAUCCAGCGCAGGCAUGUCGGGAUGGUCUAAGAGCACUGGGAGCAAUGCACGCUACGUUGCUCAUGCCUGCUCCUCUGUGCUGCGCCCUGCAUCCUCUGCCAACAGCACCCUGAGCACAGGGAAACCGGAUACCUAUCGCAGAUGCUCCUCUAGGACUAAGGCAUUGCAGUCAGGCACCUUCCCAGUACACGGGAGAGCACAGGGAAGAAGCUCCUUACGUCUCAGUGACCGUCCUCCUGGGCUCUAGUGCCCGUGUCCAUGAGCAUUCAAUGCUGCAGGGCCCAGCAGGAAAGCAGAAUAUCCUCUGGCACCUCCCUCAUGCCUGCCUUUCAGUCACCCUGCGGCUUGAAGACACCGCCUGCUUUUUCACUUCCGUGAUUUCCCAACAGCAAGGCUCCUAAGACAGGUGUCCGGCUCCCCUUGAUUUUCAGAGCACGACGUUCCCGUCAGCCCUAUUGAAUGCCCCAGCUGUAACCUCAGAGAGAAAAUGCAGGGAGGAAUAGAGAUGACUUUGUACAAGGUGUUUAGCAUAAGACAACGCACCUACAAUUUAUACCAGCAUUGAAACACACUGCCUUUGUAUGUCUUCUCAUUAACAAUGAUUAAUUCCA